GCACCCAGGCGACUUCUCCUAGGCGCGCGCCCUCGUAAUCAGCGGCUGGAUUUAUCUUUUGCGCGUGCUCGGGGUUAAGAUCUGUGGCUGCCCAAAUUGCCCUGACCUUGAAGCGCUUCAAACGAAGGAGAAAAUGUUUUUAAAUGUGUUUUCCUUACACACCAAAGGCAUCAACGUUUAAGGAGUCAGCUUGCGCUGACAGGGACCGGAAUUUCUUCUGUUCUAAGGAUGCACACAUAAUGUAAUACAAGCAACUUUCAGUAAAGCGGUGCUUAAUGGAACUAACUAUGGCAAAGCAAAGAGGAAUGAGAGCUUAAAGACACAAUCAGUUUGGAGUCUGUCUUAAAUCCCUGAAAGAACUACUUCAUCAGGUUUUGCGUAAUAUUUGAGAGCGGCUGUGCAGAAAUCAAAAGAUAAAAUGAGUCCUCAUCCUGCUGUCCAGGCUGUUAUCGACCUCUCUGCUGGAGCAGUUGGAGGAACAGCCUGUGUGCUCAGUGGACAGCCUUUUGACACCGCCAAAGUGAAAAUGCAGACCUUUCCCACCAUGUAUAAGAGCUUUGUGGACUGCUUUGUGAGGACUUACCGGCAGGUUGGCUUUCAAGGCCUGUACCAUGGAACCAUACCAGCUCUUGUGGCCAAUAUCGCUGAGAACUCCGUGCUCUUCAUGUCUUAUGGCUUUUGUCAGCAGGUUGUUAGGCGCUUGACAGGAAAAGACCACGACACGGUACUCAGUGACCUUGAGAAUGCAGCAGCUGGUUCAUUCGCGUCAGUUUUUUCUUCAAUGGUCUUAUGUCCUGUUGAGUUGGUAAAAUGCCGCUUGCAAGCCAUGUAUGAAAUGGAGACAUCCGGAAAGAUUGUGAGAGGACAACACACUGUCUGGUCAGUUGUCAAAGGGGUCUUGCAGUCUCAGGGUCCCCUGGGUAUGUAUCAGGGCUUCAGCAGUACUCUCGUACGGGAGGUCCCAGGCUAUUUCUUCUUCUUUGGAGGUUAUGAAUUCAGUCGUACACUUUUCACACAGGGAGGAAAAUCCAAAGAGGAGCUGGGAGUUUUUCCCUUGGUGGUGAGUGGAGGAUUUGGAGGCGCUUGUCUGUGGCUUGCUGUAUACCCCAUUGACUGUGUCAAAUCUCGGAUUCAGGUCCUUUCUAUGGCCGGGAAACAGUCUGGCUUCCUCAAGACAUUCUACAGCAUUGUGAAAAAUGAAGGCUUUACCGCACUAUAUUCAGGACUCACGCCAACACUGAUCCGCACCUUCCCGGCCAAUGGUGCCCUGUUCCUGGCGUACGAGUUGAGCAGAAAAUUGAUGAUGAAGCAGUUUGAGAGUUGACCUUCAUUUCUGAGGUGUCCCACUUUUGAUAUCUGAACGUUUUCUCUGCACACCAACAAAGAAAACUGUGGGAUGGGCUGCUUAUAAUCUGCAAAUUCUCUUUUCAAUUUCUUCGCAUUUGGGUGCUGACUUUGCUUUUCUUGUGACUGGAUGACGAAUGGAAGACAAAGAUUUUAGUAUGUGGGCACAAUAUUUUUAGUGUUUCAAGAUGGUGCUUUUAUUUUGUGGGUUGACAUACAUUUCGGUACAAACAGGUUGUACUUGAAAGAGUCUCAAUUACGGAUUUAGUAUUCAUUUUUCUGCAUAAAUACACAUCUACCUGCAGUAGAUCU
Polypterus senegalus (gray bichir) is the source of this 1656-nucleotide messenger RNA. RefSeq names its product mitochondrial ornithine transporter 1-like. Gene Ontology annotation, molecular function: L-ornithine transmembrane transporter activity. NCBI's taxonomy places the organism in Eukaryota, Metazoa, Chordata, Cladistia, Polypteriformes, Polypteridae. Gene Ontology annotation, biological process: mitochondrial L-ornithine transmembrane transport. The transcript is spliced from 8 exons. The coding region runs from base 419 to 1324 and encodes 301 amino acids. The record is from RefSeq and is a predicted model, not a curated record.